Lactuca sativa (garden lettuce) is the source of this 940-nucleotide messenger RNA. Its product is annotated as cytochrome b561 and DOMON domain-containing protein At3g25290. NCBI's taxonomy places the organism in Eukaryota, Viridiplantae, Streptophyta, Magnoliopsida, Asterales, Asteraceae. The record is from RefSeq and is a predicted model, not a curated record.
AACUCAAAGUCUACUUCAAAUCCCACCAUCAUCAUUCAUCAACUCUUUUUAGCAUCCACUAACAUGGCGUUGCUCCGCUAUUCGCCGCCGUUCUUCUUCUUCAUCUGUCUCACAUUAACAUCUCUGUUUUUACAAUCGUACCCAGUUCAUUCACUCAACUGCGCAUCGGAAAAAUUCACAAACAAGAAAGUCUAUUCAAAUUGCACCGAUCUACCCACCCUGAAUUCUACCCUCCAUUGGAGUUUCACCCCACAAAACUCCUCCCUCUCCGUCGCAUUCAUCGCACCUCCGGCGACACCGAACGGUUGGAUCGCAUGGGCAAUCAACCCCACCGGGACCGGCAUGAUAGGGAGUCAAGCGCUCAUCGCCUUCAAGAACUCCAGCAGCUCAAUGGUCGUGAAGACCUACAACAUUACUACGUACGCCUCCAUCGUUGAAGGGAAGAUCUCGUUCGAGGUACUGGAGUCUAGGGCGGAACAUUCUGAUGGAGUAAUGAAGAUUUUCGCGACAGUGAAGUUGCCGGAGAAGAUGACGGAAGUGAACCAUGUGUGGCAGGUUGGGGGUUCGGUUAAAGACGGAGUUCCGGUGAAACAUGGGUUUUUGCCGGCGAAUAUGCAGGCAAUGGGUAAGCUGCAACUGGAAGGGAAGGCACAAAGUAAUGGUACCACCGCCGGUAGUCCCGCCGUUGCUCCGAGCACUAGUUCGUCGUCCGGUAUCACCGGAAUUUACGUGAUUCCUAUCUUUUUUUCAUGUUUAUUUGGAUUUUUCUAAGUAUAGAAAAACAUAAAACUUGAACGUGGUAUUUAAUAUUUUAGGUUAAUUACGUCUUAUUUUUGUAAUUCAUAAGAAAUUGGAAAAAAAUCACUUCCUUCCAAGUUCCAAUAUCGUUCUAUAUAUAAGUAUUGAGAAGAAAAUACGAAAUUGUUUCUCAUUUAGUUAA